AUGGCGCAGGCCGGGGUCGCGGACCAGGGCGCAGGAAGGCCGUGGGUGUGACACCGCGGACACAUGUGGGCCGUGCGCGUGGUGCAGAGCUGAGCUUACGGUCCGGUAACUUGUAGGGCCACACGAGCCUGUGCGCGUGUGUGUGAGCGUGGAUAGGCCGCGUGUCCUGGCAGGGUUUGUAUCUCAGCAGGCGUCGUGCCGCUCGCAGGUGUCCGAGUGUGUGGGGCUGAGCAGCCUCUGACCGGCGCACGUUACCAGCGUCUCUCACUUUAUCUGUUUUAUCCUCUGUUAGCGUCGCAGCCUGCUAGAUCGCUAGCUCGGGACACUCAGCUCGUCUUUGUGCCUCCAUUUUUCCGACCUGCGUAAACUACCGAGUCGGGGAUGAACUCAUAAGGCGUUUGGUGUAAAAUUCCUGACGAAGCUGCUGUUGUGUUUUAUGGAGUUUUUAAGACAACGACUGCGAAUGUCCUCUCAUGUCACGGGUGAUCCGCAGCGCCCUCGGCUUCCCUCGCCGUCCUGUAGCUUAAACAUGUAAGUAAAACGUUCUGACUUCUGCAGAAGAACCGCCAGGCCUGUAUCGUAUCUUGCACACCCUCUUACUGAAUUACUGACACAAACGUCUGUGUCAGUGUAAGUACAUACAUACGGUUUUUUCCUAGAAGCUGUUUCAUAACUACAUCCGAUGUAACCUAGUAGAGGCAAAAUAUAAUCGUAGACUAAGGAUCCCACUGACUGCUUUACUGCUACAUAGCCGUGUGGACUUUUGCAAGUAUUAUUAGAUUUAUUAUAUUCUAUGUAUUGUCUAAGCUCGCUCUUCAGUAUUGCCGGGUUGCUCUUGGCGUGAAGGGUUACUGCUUCGUAUGAUUACGUAGCUCAAGUUCGGUUCUCUGAUGUCAGUUACAAGCUUGUGCAUUUGUUGGUUUAUGUGCCGUAUAUGUAAGUUACAGCAACACUGAUUUUGCUGUUAUUUGAGAUUGAGUCCCUUAAUGAAAAUCCCCAGACUCAGGUUAGGGUGUGAUUAGUGCAUGCUGGCUCAGCGUGAGUUCAGUUCUAGUCUUGGCUGUUUCUGGAAGAGCUCCCCGGUUACAAGAGUGAGCACUUUGUCUGCUGCGUUAUCUAAGGUUUGCCAGGUAUAUAGCCUUUAACCUGAGUGUUGGACCACCCUGUAUACCAUGCAGGGACUUCCCUCUCGUCUCCUCGUAACCUGCGGGAGAUUUUACUUGCCUCCCUAUCCUUCCUGCCUGCCGGCUCCAGGAGCUCUUGUGAGUAUGUACGCCGCACGCUUUUGUGGAGGUGGAGGGAGCAAGCCACGUCGUCGUGUGGGUCUGAUGGGGGGGGGACCUGUGCUGGAGGACUGCCCCCUCACUGCUCACCCCUCCCACGUCACGCCGCCCCAGAGUUACCCCCCGCCCUACCAGGGCCGUUUGGAAGCCCACCGGCCCCGCUACCAGCCCCCCCAGCGCUACCACGCUCUCCCACAGCACCAUGCCCACCUGCCCCCCCCGCACUAUCAGGCCCAUUUGCACCACAGCAAGAAGAAGACGUGGAACUUCAUCCACGAGAAGAUGAGCUACGACACCUUCUUCACGAUGAAACGCCUGAUCGAUCGCUCGCGCAGCGUGGACGAGGUGCUGCGCUGGGUCACCCAGAAUCCGGCCAAGGUGUCACACAACCACUACCCCAUCGCCCUGCAGAAGAUCGGCCAGCUGCUGGUGCUCCAGCAGGGCGGAGGACCUGGGAGCGGGGGAGGGGUCAUGGGGAGCGGAGCAGGCCCCGGGGACGGCGUGCUGUCCUCGCCCCAUGCGGGCGGGCCGGGCGACGGUGUCUCUCGCUCCAUGUUGGAGCACCAGGACUUCCAGACACUCUGUGACGCAAUCGUUAACGACUGCUCCAAGUUCGACAACUUCAGCAUUGUGAACUGUCUGUAUGCUGCAGCCACGCUCGGACUGCCCAGUGACUCUCGCAUAGUGCAGGUGCUGGAGGCAGAGUCCCAGGGCCGCCUGGCGCAGUUCAACCAGAAGGACAUCUCCAUGGUCUUCAGCAGCUGUAUGAAGCUUCGCCCAUCCAGCCAGCAGCACCCGCUCAUCGAGUCCUGCCUGGCAGCACUGGAGAAGAACAUUGAGCGAGAGCGCCACCCACAGACGCUCUUCCUCCUGCUGUCAUACUACCGCGCGCGGUGGCGGACUCUGCAGGCGGCCGACGGCUCCCUGGCCGAGCAGCUGGUGGUCAGCCGCAAGAUCCUGCGUCUGACCAAGCACACGCUAGCCAGCGUGAGCUGCGUGCGUGACCACGAGAUGGCGCUGCUUGAUGAGAUGCUGGCCGUGUGCGCGCGAGAGGCCAGCAACAAAAGUCUGGAGCUCAUCUUCAGCUCACACCUCUUCUACCAGAAUCGGCAGGAGAAGUUUGUCAGCAGCCUGGCUGAGGAGCUGCCUAAGAAGGUUGACAGCAUCACUCCUUACACCAUGGCCCUUAUCGCCAAGUACAUCGCACGCCAUCGUCUGCGCUCCACACGCCUGCUCGACACCAUCGCAGACUUCCUCGUCAAGAAGGGCGAGUACCUAGACAGCAAGGUCAUCCAGAAGCUCGUGUUCCCCUUCAGCCGUAUGAGCUACAGGCCUGCGAACGAUGCCCAGUUCUUCUCCAAGCUGGAGAUGGUGUUGGAGCUGAAGGCGCUAAGCUCGCCGUUGGCCACUGUCAACAUCCUCAUGUCCCUUUUCCAGCUGGGUCACUUCCCAAGUCUGGUGCUCCACCGUGUCUUCUCUCCCUCCUUCAUCAGCAACGUCACCAACAGCCCGUAUGCGUUGAUCGUGCGUCGUUACCUGUCCCUGCUGGACGCAGCUGUGGAACUGGAGCACCGGGAGUAUGCAGGACCCCGCCUGCAGGAUGUCCACAAAGUGCUCAUGUUCGACCAUGCCCUCACCGCCGAUGAGGUGAACCGCAAGUACAGUUACAAAGGACUGGUGGCAGAGGCCUUGCGGCAGCUGGUUGGAGAACACGGAUACAAGCAGGAUGAAGUUCUGGCUCCAGGAUAUUACACAGAUUUCCUGCUGUGGCUCGACCGUACAGGCCGCGUCCUCCCCAUCCGUGCGGGAGCUCCGGUGGUCCCGUUGAGGGUGGACUCCCCUCCGUGCACCGUCACAAACCCCAAAUCCCCCGAGGGCUCCAGCUCGGUCACGGCCCUCACCUCCGACUUCCAGACGUUCUCCCCCUUCUCUCCAUCUUUGAAAGAGACGGCCAGCAAGCAGGCUGGAGACGACACGCCCUUCCUGCCCACGCACGUGCGCCAGCCGGCACCGGCCGCACAGAGGCUGGGUGCCAACGGGACGGUGCCGCUGGACUACAACGUCUACUACACCACCUCAGAUUACUACGCACCACUGGCCAAGGAGCACUCCCUGGAGAGCCAGGACAGCUCCACGCUCAGCAGCCCCUCAGACUGCCUGGUGCAGGGGGGGCCGGCUGUGGCCGGGACCGCCACGCCCCACGACUCCCUCUUCCAGUUCUCCAUCGGAAAGAUCCUGGAGGACGAGGGGGGGGUGUCCAUGGCAGCGGGGGGUGACCCAGGGCCAGUCUGUGAGAUCGUGCCCUUCUACGAGGGGGUGACCUAUGAGGGGGAUGGCGGCACGGUGAGCACCCCUGUGCCCCAGAUGCACCCUGCCGAGCCGCCGGACAUGGACAGGACAAGCGGGGAGCACGUGAAGAGGGUGAUCAUGUCAGUGAAUGACAAGUGGCAUUACUGCCACAACUCUGACGUGCUGGUGGGCUCUAGGACCAUGAGGGAUCGGCACCUGCAGCUGCUGGGCUACGUCAUCCUGCAGUUGCCCUACCUGGAGUUGGAGAAAUUGAAUGGAAUCGAAGAAGUGAAGCAGUACCUCCACAAAAAGCUGCUGGAAGUUCCGUUAUGACAGUGGAAAAGUACAGCUGUGUGUGCGUGCGUGCGUGCAUGCAUGCAUGCAUGCAAGCAAGCAUGUGCAACCUUUAGUUUCAAGAGGCUUUGCUGUUUUGCAGAAAGAUGUGUGUGUGUGUGUGUGUGUGUGUGUGUGUGUGUGUGUGUGUGUGUGUGUGUGUGUGUGUGUGUGUGUGUGUGUGUGUGUGUGUGUGUGGUCCUAGUUUUUAGGACAGCGACACUAAGCACUGUCUUACUUCCUGACUGGGGCAAAGGGAUUUAACACCUCUGGGCAAAAUCUUAAACACUGUCUGUCUGUCUAAAGACACACAAAAACCUGAAUACCUUUACGCUGAGAUUUCUACCAGUCAUGUGACCGGAGUCACAUGACUGGAGGCUGGUGACUUUCCUGGUGUUUCUAGGACACUGCUGCUUCUGAACUGACUUCAAAACCGAAGACAUUUGAACGGGCUGACUUGAGAUCAUACUGACCUAUAAGAAAAAUGGUUUCUUUCUAAAAGAAAAACAGUUUUUAUUACACCAUAAAUUUAGGAAAAAACACGACAUGAUGCCAACCAAUUAUAACAAAAUACAAGUAAAUAUAGCCAAAUAAAUUUUUAAAAAUUUGUGCCAGUGUAUUGAUACAUGUAUCACCAGUGAUUUCAUUUUGAUAUAUUGCCAUAGCGAUAUAUUGAUCAGAGCCUUAGUUCUAGGUGGGAAACUGAUAAUUCCUGCCUGUGCUUUGAAUUCAGCACUACCUGGACCAAAUGCCUUUCUCCCUCGAUGUCUGGUAGAGCUCUCAGUCUUGGGCUGGAUGAGACAUGGCUGCUCUGUACCUCAGAGUCCCAAUACUUCCCCCUUGGGCUCACGUAAAGGUGUUGGAAGACGAUGUGUUGAGAGCAAGUUAUGCAGGACGAGGGGGAUGGGGAAUUGCGCUGAACGUGGAGGCUAGACUCUCAGCUGCUACUCAGACCGCUGAUUUGAUAUUUUGUCCAGAUUGAGUGUUCCUUGGUACUUUUACUGCCUUUGAUUUGCUAAUAAAGGUGAGGCACACUGUUUCUUGUGGAUGAUACUGUGCCACACACUAAAUCUCUAGCUUUUUCUCCCAGGUUGUUGAUCUGUCUCAUUAGUGUUUUAAACCAUGUGGGGGACAGGCUGGGAAGAGACACUAUGAUUCACCCUGUGUCUAGCAGGAUGAAAGGGUGCUUUUACGGAAUAAUGAACAGCAGAUGGGAACUUGUUGCUGGAUUUCAGGUGCCAUCAUGGACACCAAGCCCUGACCAUUGCAACAGAUCCCCCACACUGGGUCAUGGCACGACAGCUUAAUGUUAUCUUACAAAACUUGUCCAAGAUGGAUGAAACAGACAAAGCAAUGGUAAUGGAAAUGAAUCCGAACAGAGUGUUUAUAGAGCGUUAGGAAAGGAUCUAUACAUUUUAUUUUCUCAGAAUGAUGUUUGUACUUUGUCAUGUCAAGGAGCGCAAAGCAACGCACUCAGCAGACGGCUGGAGUAAUAAUUACAUGAUGUCUUUGUUGUCAGACUCCUGCUAAGCAUGUUUGCGUGACUGUGUCCCAUUACAUCAGAGGUGUGUUUUAAUGAACAGUGUCCAGUCCAAAAGGUAUUCUGUCAGAUGGAUAAUGGCUGCAUCAAAGUGCAUUAGUGGGAGAACCUAACAAUUUGAAACAGAUUACUAAGACAGAUCAAUAACCAUUUGUGUCAAAAAUAAGUAAGUUUGUGUUGAGAUUUUAAGAUUAUAUAAUGAGGGUUAAAGUAUUUGGGGGAGGGGGGUGUUAUGGUUUCAUGCACAUUUUGUCAGAUGUGUGGAUACGAUAGGGCCGUGAUGUGGAAGCUUGUGUGUGUGUGAUCUCGUUCUCGUGGCACUGUUGCUGUGUGCGUUUGCUUUGCUAUUUUUGGGGAGAGAAAUUAUUUAUUAUGGCAAGUGUUCCUUUGAAUGUAAGAGGAUGGAUGUCUGUUGGGGUGUAGGUGGGAAAUUGAUGGAAAUCUGUUUAUAUAUACAUAUUAAAAUGUCUAUAUAAAAUCAUUAUUAAAAAAGCAGAAAGCAAACAG
Electrophorus electricus (electric eel) is the source of this 5952-nucleotide messenger RNA. It is a transcript of the gene fastk, whose product is annotated as Fas-activated serine/threonine kinase. NCBI's taxonomy places the organism in Eukaryota, Metazoa, Chordata, Actinopteri, Gymnotiformes, Gymnotidae. Gene Ontology annotation, biological process: mitochondrial RNA processing; regulation of mitochondrial mRNA stability. Gene Ontology annotation, cellular component: ribonucleoprotein granule; mitochondrial matrix. The record is from RefSeq and is a predicted model, not a curated record. Gene Ontology annotation, molecular function: RNA binding.